Scatophagus argus is the source of this 1894-nucleotide messenger RNA. RefSeq names its product tubulin alpha-1B chain-like. Bases 103 to 1353 code for a protein of 416 amino acids. The transcript has 3 exons. Lineage: Eukaryota; Metazoa; Chordata; Actinopteri; Scatophagidae. Gene Ontology annotation, biological process: microtubule cytoskeleton organization; mitotic cell cycle. Gene Ontology annotation, molecular function: structural constituent of cytoskeleton; GTP binding. Gene Ontology annotation, cellular component: microtubule; cytoplasm. The record is from RefSeq and is a predicted model, not a curated record.
CGUGAGUGUAUCUCAGUGCACGUUGGUCAGGCUGGCGUACAGAUCGGCAAUGCCUGCUGGGAGCUUUACUGCCUGGAACAUGGGAUCCAGCCGGAUGGACAGAUGCCCAGUGACAAGACCAUUGGAGGAGGAGAUGACUCCUUCAGCACCUUCUUCAGUCAGACGGGAGCUGGAAAGCAUGUCCCCAGAGCUGUUUUUGUGGACCUGGAGCCCAGUGUCAUUGAUGAGGUGCGCACUGGGACCUACCGCCAGCUGUUCCACCCCGAGCAGUUGAUCACUGGCAAGGAGGAUGCAGCCAACAACUACGCCCGUGGACACUACACCAUCGGCAAAGAGCUCAUUGACCUGGUUCUGGACAGGAUCCGCAAACUGGCUGAUCAGUGCACUGGUCUCCAGGGCUUCCUGAUUUUCCACAGCUUUGGAGGUGGCACCGGCUCCGGUUUCACCUCUCUGCUGAUGGAGCGUCUGUCUGUGGACUACGGCAAGAAGUCCAAGCUGGAGUUCUCCGUCUACCCAGCUCCCCAGGUGUCCACUGCUGUGGUGGAGCCCUACAACUCCAUCCUGACCACCCACACCACCCUGGAACACUCUGACUGUGCCUUCAUGGUGGAUAACGAGGCCAUCUACGAUAUCUGCUGUAGGAACCUCGACAUCGAGCGUCCCACUUACACCAACCUGAACAGGCUGAUCAGCCAGGUUGUGUCCUCCAUCACUGCCUCCCUUCGUUUCGACGGUGCCCUUAAUGUCGAUCUGACGGAGUUCCAGACCAAUCUGGUGCCAUAUCCUCGUAUCCACUUCCCUCUGGCCACCUACGCCCCCGUCAUCUCUGCUGAGAAGGCUUACCACGAGCAGUUAACGGUGGCAGAGAUCACCAACGCCUGCUUCGAGCCGGCCAACCAGAUGGUGAAGUGCGACCCUCGCCACGGCAAGUACAUGGCUUGCUGCCUUUUGUAUCGUGGCGACGUGGUGCCCAAAGAUGUGAAUGCUGCCAUCGCCACCAUCAAGACCAAGCGCACCAUCCAGUUUGUGGACUGGUGCCCCACUGGCUUCAAGGUUGGCAUCAACUACCAGCCACCCACUGUAGUUCCUGGUGGAGACCUGGCCAAGGUCCAGAGGGCUGUGUGUAUGCUGAACAACACCACUGCUAUCGCAGAGGCCUGGGCUCGACUCGACCACAAGUUUGAUCUGAUGUACGCCAAGCGUGCCUUCGUUCACUGGUAUGUGGGUGAGGGCAUGGAGGAGGGAGAGUUCUCUGAGGCACGAGAGGACAUGGCAGCUCUGGAGAAGGAUUAUGAGGAGGUCGGAGUCGACUCUGUUGAGGGUGAGGGAGAGGAAGAAGGAGAGGAGUAUUAGACAGGCAUACGUUUCUUUGUUAACUGAAAAAAGUUAAAGUUAAACUUUUUGAAAGUUUGGGCAAAACAGUGACACAUUACUUGUUAAUGAAAAUAUUUGUUGGUUACAGCACUUGUUGAGAGCUGUUUUUAUGUUGGGUCUGAGUUUAAGACACGAGCAGUAUUUGUGAUGUCACAGAGGAAACAGAUUGGCAUUUAUUCUUUGUAAAGAUGUGUUGGGAGUUAUAAUAAUUAGAUAAAUAUGGAUUUAUGUGGUAAUUAUUAACAGUCCAUUCUCUGUAAUGUCUCACAUUUUAAUAAACGGUCACAUUUUCAGGGUUUCAGUUUUUGGUUUCUUCUGUUUCUGAAAACAGAUGUAACAAUUGAAUAUUUUUAGAUUUGCAUUGUAUUAGUUGGUCAUUUCAAACACUAGAAUUGUAUUUGUGUUGUUGAGUUGUUUUUAAAUGGAAAGUAUCUCGUUUUUGUGCAUUUCACAGCCACUUUAAUUAAAUGUUCAAAUGUUUGUUGCCUGUUUUCAAUAAAUGUUACAGCAGAACAUUCAA